Messenger RNA from Scophthalmus maximus (turbot), 2199 nucleotides. RefSeq names its product transmembrane protein 51b (gene tmem51b). The record is from RefSeq and is a predicted model, not a curated record. Lineage: Eukaryota; Metazoa; Chordata; Actinopteri; Pleuronectiformes; Scophthalmidae. Bases 375 to 1244 code for a protein of 289 amino acids. The transcript is spliced from 4 exons.
UACAACCAGGAGAGGGGAGGAUUUUUGUGUGUGUGUGUGUGUGUGUGCGGUUUUUUUGUGUGUGGAUACGGCUGGAACUUGAACAAGGUCCCUGUCAACUAUACCUAUCUGUCUCGGUAAACCCUGCAGGACUCAGGGAUCUGAAGAGAAGGGCCUCGGAGGAGCGGGACGUCUUCAGCUCCUCUGUCCUCUCCGCCUCCUGCGCGCUUCCUGAAAGCACCUGCGCGCCUCAGGUAACUCGAAGGAGGAAGUGUGUGCGCACUGAGCAGCGGGCAGAGAUCCAACCGUGGAUGCACACAUCUGUGCUGUAGUUGGAGACAGUCAAGAGCAAAGUCCACCUGAAGACCACCACCAGUUAAGUUUGUCCGUCAGGGAUGUGUUCCAAUCAGAGUAUUUGUGGCGGCAGCAACCGUUCCAACAGGUCCCCCAGCUCAGAGGGCACCAGUUCAGGGGCCCAUUAUGCCCUCUGCGCCCUGGGAGUCGGACUGGUUGCCCUCGGUAUUGUCAUGAUUGUGUGGACUGUGAUACCCAUGGAUGGUGAGGCUUCGGGCGGGUCCGCUGUGUCAGGCAACUCCACCGUAGGGCCUGAGGGUGGGGGCCAUGAUGAGGAGGAAGCGGACCACACUAAAUCUUCAUCCGUCGCUAUGGUGCUGGUCGGAGUCGGAGUGGCCAUGCUGCUCUUGUCCCUUUUUCUGGGUUUGAGGAGCAAGAAGAGAGCACGCAACAGAACCAGCCAGCCCGUGGCAGCGGCAGAUACCUUCAUGGACCAUGUGACCAGGGAGCAGGACGAAGCUGCGGCUCGAACUGCACACAAUGUGCCGAGCUACGAGGAGGUCGUUGGCAGUGGCGACUACCCUGUGCGUCAGAGCAACCUACGCCAGAGCACCUCCCAGCUGCCGUCCUACGAGGACAUCAUAGCAGCUGUGGAAAACGAGGGAACAGCGCCCACGAACAAUCCCACUGAGGACACCCCUCUAAAUGAGCCCGCGCCGACUUCCGCCCAGCCUGCCGCGGAGCCCCAGGCCGACCCUCCCGGCCUUGCACCGAACCCCAGCCUGCCCACUCGCAGCAGCAGCCGGGCCAGCCGGUUACUGCGGCCCCUGCGGGUGAGGAGGAUCAAGUCGGACAAAUUGCACCUGAAGGACUUCCGUCUCCAAAUCCGUAGCCCCACGCAGAAUCCAGUCACCAUUGAACCCAUCACUCCGCCACCGCAGUAUGAAAAUAAGAUACCAGAAUUACAGUAGGAGCUCUCCCUCAUCUCUCCCUUAACAUAAAAAACUAACAUUUUCAAGAUCAGUAUAAAAUAGGUUAACUGUGGCUGCGAGCGGUGUGAUGCGGACCGUGUUGACACUUUCCUGAGAUGAGGAUAUUUGAAGUGAAUCUCUUAUUCUUUAUCUUGGGAUCGGCAUAUUUAUUAUGAUAUAAUGUGUCUGUGUGAAAUGACCUGCUUUGAGUUGAGUUUGUUUGUCAAACAUUGGACAACCAUUCCGUUUUUAUAUUUAAUGUUUUUCACCUUACCUAUAUUUGUUCUGCACUGUGGAAAAUGUGAAUCCACCUCUUGUGAUUCUAAGCGGGAAAAGGGAAAUUAAUUGACUUGUUUUUUUUCCUCAGUGGUAGUAAGUAAAUUAAGUAUCGGCUGCACCACCUUUUUGUGAUUUGUAACGGAAAGAAAUGCACUGAGGCCAAAAGUUUGUGACUAUACGGUUUAUUUCUGAAUGCUUGUUUGUUUAAAAUGUCUUGUCUAAAAGAAACUGGUUCAAAUGACUUUUGGAUACAGAUAUUAAGAGAAAAACAAUAUUGUAUGAAACAAUCAAAUCAGAAGUAAACUAAUUUACUAAACUAUUGGUAAUUAAACAUGCAUUGCUUCAUAUGACUUUUAUAAUAGUGAAAAUGUUGAAAUCCCUUUAUUACUUAUUCAAAAUAGGUGUUUUUCUAUUUCAACAUAAGAUUUUAUGAUGUUGCCAAAUGUCAAUGAAAAUGACUUCAGCGGUCAUUAUUAUACAUCAAUGCCAAGAUCAGUAAAAACAAGAAGAUCUACUAAAUACAAAUGAAAUCUCCCAUCAGUGCCAUUCCAACGCACGGAUAAUGUAUUUUCUAAUGAUUUUUUAAAAUGUGCCUGCUGUUAGUUCAACGGAACUGUUUAUUUUUAAAGAGAUAAAUAUUGUCUUUCAACUUUCAGUAAAUAAAAUGUAGAUUUUU